Cariama cristata (Red-legged seriema) is the source of this 4545-nucleotide messenger RNA. Its product is annotated as transmembrane protein 131-like. Lineage: Eukaryota; Metazoa; Chordata; Aves; Cariamiformes; Cariamidae. The record is from RefSeq and is a predicted model, not a curated record. Gene Ontology annotation, cellular component: membrane.
GUGAUACUAGCGUCAGGUUAUUAUGCUGUGUUUAGAGUAAAACUAAUAGCUAAAGAACUUGAAGGAAUUCAUGAUGGAGCUGUACAAAUCACGACAGAUUAUGAGAUUUUAACUAUACCAGUGAAGGCAGUGAUUGCUGUAGGCUCGCUGACCUGCUCCCCAAAACAUGUUUUUCUUCCACCUUCUUUUCCGGGGAAAGUAGUUCACCAGAGCCUGAACAUUAUGAACUCCUUUUCUCAGAAAGUGAAAAUACAACACAUACGCUCCCUGACGGAAGAUGUAAGGUUUUAUUAUAAGAGGCUAAGAAGUAAUAAAGAAGAUUUAGAGCCAGGAAAAAAAUCAAAGAUUGCAAAUAUUUAUUUUGAUCCUGGUUUACAAUGUGGAGAUCAUUGUUAUGUAGGAUUGCCUUUUCUAUCUAAAUCGGAAUCUAAAGUCCAGCACAGUCUAGCAAUGCAAGAAGAUGCAUGGGAUUCUGACUGGGAUUUGCAUGAGAACUUAUUCAAAGAAUGGACGGAAAUAAAAGAGAACUCAAGCCAUAGACUGAAUGCUGUAUUUGAAGUAGACACAGACCUUCAGAAGGACGUCCGGUUGAAAAUUACAGCAGAAAUGGCCUGGCCUUCCGUACUUCGUUCACCACGCCAUCUAAGCUUCCCUCUUACCAAUACAAACAGUUCAUCAGAAGAAGAAAUUUUUCUAGAAAAUCCAGCUGACGUUCCUGUGUUUAUUCAGUUCCUUCCUGUAGCUCUGUAUUCUAACCCAUCCACCUUUGUCGAUAAAAUGUUAGAACGGUUUAAUUUGAGUAAGCCGACUAAUUUCAAUCUGAGGACUCUAGAGUUCCAGGUCUUCAGAAAUUGUGUCCAGCCACUACAGAGCACUGUAGGACUUACAAAGGGCCUGGCUCGUCAUUCAGUUUUAAGCCUAAUAUUGAAACCUGGUGAGAGAAAGUCUGUCAAAGUAAAGUUCACUCCAGUUCUUAAUAAAACUGUUUCAUCAUUAAUUGUUAUCAGAAAUAAUCUGACUGUCAUAGAUGCCAUAAUGGUACAAGGACAAGGAACGACUGAGAGCUUGAAGGUUGCAGGCAAACCCCCUGGUCCAGGAAGUUCUUUGCGCUUUAAAAUCACAGAAGCAUUGUUGAAAGACUGUUCAGAAAAAAUGAAAUACAAAGAACCGAAUUUCACACUGAGAAGAACAUUUAAAGUGGAAAACACAGGACAGCUCCAGAUUAAUGUGAAAAGUAUGGAAAUCAGUGGCUAUACAUGUGAAGGAUAUGGAUUUAAAGUAGUUAACUGUCACGAGUUUGCACUAAGUGCCAAUGCCUCAAAAGACAUUGUCAUAUUGUUUACACCCGAUUUCACUGCUUCCAGAGUCAUACGUGAAUUAAAAUUCAUCACUGCAGGAGGUUCUGAAUUUGUAUUUAUCUUGAACGCAUCCCUUCCAUAUCACAUGUUAGCAACGUGUGCAGAAGCGCUCCCCAGGCCCAACUGGGAGUUGGCACUGUACAUAAUCAUCUCAGGAAUAAUGAGCGUACUCUUUCUCUUGGUAAUUGGAACAGCCUAUCUAGAAGCUCAAGGAAUUUGGGAGCCAUUUAGGAGGCGCUUGUCCUUUGAGGCCUCAAACCCUCCCUUUGAUAUGGGAAGGCCACUUGAUCUCAGGAGAAUAGUUGGAAUUUCAUCUGACGGAAACUUGAAUGCGCUUGGAUCAGAUUCUAAUCACAGUUCAUCCAGAGGGAUCUAUGCAGCAGGCAGUUCGUCUUCACGAUCCAGUGCAGGCAACCAUAAACAAUGCAAUGCAACAGCACACCUUCACAGCAAUAGAAAUGCACCUGAUGUUGAAAACAUCAAAUCCAAACCCAGUUCAAGCAUACCUAACAGGACUGCAGCACAAGCAGCUUCCAUGCAGUCGGUGAACAGAGCGGGCCCCUUCACCUUGGAUUCGGGUGCCGCAGCUCAGACUCAUGCCGCAGGCAAAAGAGCCAAGGGGACGAGGCAGAACCAGCAGCCGACGCAGCAGCAGGCACCAGCUUUGGCGGAGCAGCCCCUCCAGCAGCCCGCAACGUCCGGGCCCCAGCAGCAAGAGCAACAGACUGAAAGUGCUUUGCCACAGCUACCGCUUCUCAGCCCGCCUCACGGCGAGUGUGUCAGCAGCAGAAGGCACAGCUCGGAGGAUUCAGAUCUCACUGGGCUCAUAGAAACUAUGGAAAAAGACUUUGACCACCCAGAAUCCCCUUCCCCAGAUGUGUUUACAGAGCAGCCCCCAUCUCCACUAGCAAAAAACAAAGGGAAAGGGAAAACACUUCAGCGCAAGGCAAAGCCACAGAAGAAGCGGGAAGAAAAGGACAGAAGAGGGAAAGGAAAGCAACAGGAGGAUGAACUGAAGGAUUCCUUGGCAGAUGAUGACAGUUCUUCAACCACAACUGAAACCUCCAACCCAGAUACAGAACCACUUCUCAAAGAGGAACCUGAAAAACAAAAGGGAAAAGUUAUACCAGAAAAACCUGAAAAUGAAAUAGUCCAAGUAAAACAGAAAACUAAAAAACUGCUAACAAGUAUCAAGAAAGAAAUCCCUGUAGAUGUGAAAACCAGUUCCUUGGAAUUGUCUUAUACUCCCCCACUGGAAAACAAGCAGCGCAAAACCUUUCCAUCCAAGAUAUCUACGCAGCACCUUUUGACGAAUGGGUCUAAAUCAAGAAACCUCCCCAAAAUGAGAGGUCCAAACAGUAAGUUAAUGGAGAGCAGGCCAUCAGUAUUAGCAAAAUUUCUCCCCAGUGGUUCUGGACAGGAGCUAGGAAACACCAGCAGCUCAGAAGGGGAAAAGGAUUCUCCACCACCGGAGUGGGACUCUGUGCCUCUUCACAAAACUGGCAGCUCUACAGACAACCUUUAUAAACUCUCCUUGCAAACCCUGAACGCAGAUGCUUUCCUGAAACAGCGACAGCCCUCACCGACACCCGCCUCUCCAUCUCCUCCUCCUCCGCCCGCCACGUUUGCCUUUGGGCCGCGAGGAGGCACUUACAGCAGCAUCGUCAACAGCAGCUGCAGCACUGAAACGAAAAGCAAACAGCCUAACGGUACCAAACAUAAGCUGGCAAAGGCAGCUUCUCUUCCAGGCAGGAAUGGCAACCCCACUUUUGCUGCUGUAGCUGCAGGUUAUGACAAGAGCCCAGGUGGCAGUGGUUUACCAAAAGUUUCUCCAAGCAAGACGGAUGUUUCCAGCAAUAUCGGCAUUUCCCACACAGUUGUUGACAGUGAUGGCUCUGACAGUUCGGGUUUGUGGAGUCCUAUCAGCAAUCCCAGCAGUCCCGACUUCACACCUCUCAACUCAUUCUCUGCAUUUGGACAUUCUUUUAACUUAACUGGAGAGGUUUUUAGCAAAUUUGGUUUAGCUCGAUCUGCUUAUGGGCAGGAUGUUCAGAGAAACUGGAGUGAAUUCAAUAAUGUUCCAUCAUCCAUCUGGGAUCCUUCAGCUACAGAUUCUGUACCCUCCUGGCCAACAAGCUCAAGUUCCCCGACUCAUACAACUGCAUCGAUCCUUGGCAACCCAAGUGGCCUGUGGUCCACCACUCCAUUCAGCAGUUCCAUUUGGUCAAGUAAUCUCAACAGUGGCCUUCCCUUCACCACUCCAACAAACGCGUUGUCAGGCAUUGAUCUCAUGGGUAGUGAAAACUCCUCCGCUGCUCCCCCUCCGCCUGCUGCUGCCACCGAAAUGGGACAGACCUACAAUCCUUGGAGAAUUUGGAGCCCCACAAUCGGAAGAAGAAGUUCAGAUCCUUGGUCUAAUCACACUAUCCUCACGAAAACUGAAGUUAAGCAAAAGGAAAGAACUCUUAUCCAGGUCAUGAUACAACUCUGAAUGCAAAAUUUUUGAAACGUCAUUUUCAGGCUGUUGUUGGUCAUUGCUUCCCCCUCCCCCUCGCCCCCACCAGUCAUGCUUUCAUCACUUGCUCCUUUUUAAAGUCUGUCCUGCAAUAUGGUAGUGUGAGAUUGCGGAUAAGCUUGAAAAAGUCUGGGUGUGGUCACAAAUCCCAACUACAGCUGAAGCCUGUAAAUCUGAACAGUUUCACUGGUUUCAUAUUUUACCAUCUGCCGUCUUUAUUUAGGAAACAAUUUGAACUCUAAAAUGGUCCUGGCAUGCAAUACUUUUAUGAAAAGUACCGGGUUGGAUUUUUAAAUUUUUUCCAGUGUUAUCCUCCAAGUUCUAAUUUAAAAUCAAAAGGCACUUUGUGCUAAAAUGCAGAGUAUUUUUUUAAAAUAAGGCUGUCUUUGUUAACACAGGUUCUAAGAAUGUAAAAAAUAAAUAAAAAAAAAAUCACAAAAAAACCAACAAAUCCAACACAAAACCUUAAGAGCAAAAUGGCUGAAUGUAAGAGCAUUCUGUUGAGACUGUAAUACACUUUCUGUGCUGUUUGUACAUUUGUAAACCUGAAUGCAUUUUUAAGUUGAACUGAAAUGCACACAGCCAAGACUUGUGGAACAAACAAGAUACCUUGUGCAUUUCUUACGGAUACAACUUUGGGUUGUACAUUAAAAUAAAUACUGCUUUUUUCAA